AUGGCUGCUGUUUCCGUCGUGUCCACGUUGGCCACCCGGCUGCUCCGGCCCGCGCAGAGCUGCCGCCUCCGUCAUCGCCCCUUCCACGUCUCGGUAGUUCGAAAUGAAGCCGUUGUCAUUUCUGGAAGGAAGCUGGCCCAGCAGAUCAAGCGGGAAGUGUGGCAGGAGGUGGAAGAAUGGGUGGCUUCGGGCAACAAGCGGCCGCACCUGAGUGUGGUUCUGGUGGGCGAGAAUCCUGCAAGUCACUCCUACGUCCUCAACAAAACCCGGGCCGCUGCAGAAGUGGGAAUCAACAGUGAGACAAUUGUGAAACCAGCUUCAAUUUCAGAGGAAGAACUGUUGAAUUUAAUCAAUAAACUAAAUAAUGAUGAUAAUGUAGAUGGCCUCCUUGUUCAGCUGCCUCUUCCAGAGCACAUCGAUGAGCGAAAGAUCUGCAACGCUGUUUCCCCAGACAAGGAUGUUGAUGGCUUUCAUGUCAUUAACGUAGGGCGAAUGUGUCUGGACCAGUACUCCAUGUUACCGGCUACCCCGUGGGGUGUCUGGGAAAUAAUUAAGCGAACUGGCAUUCCAACCCUAGGGAAGAAUGUGGUUGUGGCUGGGAGGUCAAAAAAUGUUGGAAUGCCCAUUGCCAUGCUGCUCCACACAGAUGGGGCGCACGAACGUCCUGGAGGUGACGCCACUGUGACAAUAUCUCAUCGAUACACCCCCAAAGAGCAACUGAAGAAGCACACGGUUCUUGCAGACAUUGUGGUCUCUGCUGCAGGCAUUCCAAAUCUGAUCACAGCAGAUAUGAUCAAGGAGGGAGCUGCAGUCAUCGAUGUGGGAAUAAAUAGAGUUCAAGAUCCCAUCACUGCUAAACCCAAGUUAGUUGGAGAUGUGGACUUUGAAGGAGUCAAAAAGAAAGCCGGUUACAUCACUCCAGUCCCUGGGGGUGUUGGUCCCAUGACAGUGGCAAUGCUGAUGAAGAAUACCAUUAUUGCCGCAAAAAAGGUGCUGAGGCUUGAAGAGCGGGAAGUAUUGAAGCCUAAGGAGCGUGGAGUAGCAACCAAUUAACUGUUGUGUCUUCUGUCACGAACACCACUCCA
This is a messenger RNA of Neomonachus schauinslandi (Hawaiian monk seal), 1085 nucleotides long. It is a transcript of the gene MTHFD2, whose product is annotated as methylenetetrahydrofolate dehydrogenase (NADP+ dependent) 2, methenyltetrahydrofolate cyclohydrolase. Gene Ontology annotation, cellular component: mitochondrion. The record is from RefSeq and is a predicted model, not a curated record. Gene Ontology annotation, biological process: tetrahydrofolate interconversion. The coding region runs from base 1 to 1053 and encodes 350 amino acids. Gene Ontology annotation, molecular function: methylenetetrahydrofolate dehydrogenase (NADP+) activity; methylenetetrahydrofolate dehydrogenase (NAD+) activity; methenyltetrahydrofolate cyclohydrolase activity. Lineage: Eukaryota; Metazoa; Chordata; Mammalia; Carnivora; Phocidae. The transcript has 8 exons.